AUGUCAUUAUCAGGCAUCGAACAGGAUGUGGACUGCAGUAUUGAGUAUGAUAAUGACAUUGGACCGUGUCUUUCUAAACACACAUCCGUCGAUAGUGACCAUCACUACUGGGAGAGCCAACUCCGACUAGGUCUGGCAGAUAUCUCAAAGGUCGACGAAAAAAAGUUUCGGUAUUUUGAUGAUAAAGGCAUUUUCAACUUUCUCUUCCUUCUGUGGGUCGGUAAGUGGACGAGGUAUAUCUCUUCCAAAUAUGUUGAACCAUACAAGCUACACCCACUGCCUCUAUCUGACCAGAUUCUUUACUGGCAGCCCAUUUUCUCUAAACACGUAAGCGAUGGGCUCUUCCGUCUGGAAUCGUGUGAAGCAGACAGAGCAAAUUGUGGAACUGGAAACAAGAAACUUAAGCCCUUCAAGUCAAUUCUCAUUAGAGCGAUUGUUCUCACAUUUUGGAAAAGGGCGCUGCUAGGACUAAGUGGAAUUGUUAUAAUGAACAUAUUGGGUAUGAGCGCUGCAAUACUGGUUAAUGAACUGCUCAAACGGCUCUCGAAAAAGACAUUUGACCUUGUGCCAAUUUUCUUGUUCAUUGGUUUUAUUGCAGUUAUUGAACCUAUAUCAUCCCUUUUUAUUGAUCACUUUACCUUCUACUUGUAUAGGCUAGCACACAUUAUUCAAUACUCCUUCUCCAUUACUGUUUUUCAACAUGGGAUAUGUUAUAGGAGGAACUACUAUAACCAAGUCAAUGGAACGGACAAUUUGAAUAUGUGUAACUCUGUUGUACACUCCUGUUCUGGAAAUUCGCCCUGUUCAAAGAAUCCUCUACUCUGCUCUGCUCAACGUUAUCAGAAUAAGGAACUUACACCAAGGAUAUUCUCCUUUGAAUUUAUCGACUCUUAUUACAUUUCCCUCUUUUUUGAAUCAUUAAUGACAAUAACACAGUUUCUUUGCAACUUUGUCUAUGGAACAAUACUUAUUCAUCGACAAAUUAACAUUAAUGUUUGGCCCUUGUUUUUGGUCUGUUCACUAUUUGUGCUACUCAUGAUCGUUGUGGAAAUAAUUAAUACGUUUAUCUUAAAGUAUGUUUACGCCCUUAAGGAUUAUAGAAUUGCUAAAUGCAGUGAAACAAUUUCCGGCCUACACCUAAUCAAGAAAAUGUUACUAGACGAUGUCGGCCAUAAUGCUAUUACAGAGGCUAGGAAUGAUGAAUUAAACCUGGUAAUUCUUAGAUUAUUUAUGUCAUUUACAAAUAAAAUUUUGUUUACGCUGACCAUCACAAUUAUGUUCCUGGUCAUAUUAAACGAUUUUGUUGAACAACUUAAAAAAGUUUCAAACAUAUCGGAAAUCAACACACAUGGCCUAUUAGCCAUGUUGUACGUUCUUUUGAAGAUCAUUUACUCCAUAUCAUUACUCCCUCACGCAAUCAAACAUUUUACAACAGCAAUAACAUCGUACUCUAGGAUAUCCGACUUUAUCAAGGAUUGUUCUCCAAAUUUCUAUAUAAGUGACAACAAAUUUACCGGUACAACGGAAAUGUCGGUUGAUAAAGAUAAGAUUAAUUAUAACAUUCCUGAAGAUGUAAUGAUAAUAUUUAAUGGUGCCUCGUUUACCUGGCUCCAUAGCAGACAAGAAGUGCUGAAUCCUAAUAAGGAUCAACACGUAAACUUAAGGGAUGUCGACUUUGUCCUUAAAAAGGGAACUAUUGCCAUUGUCACUGGUGCUCAGGGUUCUGGUAAGACCAACUUUGUAAAGGCUAUUCUUGGUGACAUGACUCUGGUAGAAGGAUCAAUGGCUGUCUUGCCUCUCUCUACCAAUAUGCCAAUAUUCUAUGCCUCUCAGGAUGUAUGGCUACAAAAGGGUACCAUCAGAUCUAACAUUACAUUUGGUCACAGAUUUGAUGAGGAGCUUUACAACACAGUCAUCAAGGCAGUUGAGCUAGAGCAUGAUAUAUCCACCUGGGAAGGAGGUGACAUGCGUAAGAUCUCUGAACAUGGCUACUCUCUCAGUGGAGGUCAGAGAGUCAGAGUUGGACUUGCUCGUGCCAUCUAUGCCUAUCUUAUAUUCAGUAAGACUAAUGGGGAAGAGAAUAAUUCAAAACAUUCCUUCCUUGUAGUACUGGAUGACUCAUUUACUGGUCUAGAUCCAUUUGUAGCCAAGACAAUCUUCAAGAAUCUUUUUAAUUUCAAUGACGGAUUACUGGUAAAAGAUGAUGUUUCUAUAGUAUUUACAACUUCGAAGCGUAUUUUGGACAUUUGUGUAUCAUCUGACUCACCAGAUUCCUUUGCUGAUAUAUCCCUCUACUCGAUCGAAAACAAACGUAUUAAAUCUAUCGGAAACAUUUUAUCAUUUAUAAAAAAUAAGGAAGAUGUUGAUGAAGAACCUGUUGGUUUCGAUUUGAGCUCAAAGGCCGUCUUAAAAAAUGAUUUAUUUGGUGUUGAAAAUGUUAUUAAAAUGUGUGAAUCAGAUUCAUUUACCCGGCUUGGGCGUAGGAAUACUGUAAAACAAAAUUAUAAUCGGCAUGUAGAUGAUCCAAAACACAACUUUGAUAAGGGUAAAAAGAAGUCUCAUAGCAGUGCUUACAGAACAUAUUUGAUAUAUUUUUCAGCGGUUUGGAUACCGUUUGCAAUAUUCAUUUUCUUAACUUUUGUUUCCACAAUUUUGGAUAAUAUCAAGUUUAUCUUUUCUUCAGAUUUAUCGGACUAUAUUAAAGAGCGUACCACUGACGUAACUACCUUAUCGGAUCUGAUGAAAAAUCACGUGGAGGUCAAGGAUUAUAGUGACAAGACCCUUAAAACUAUAACAUGGGUCUCGGUUUUAGUUAUAGCAAUGUCGUUAUGCUCAAUGAUUGUACUGACAUUUUCUUGUAUCAUUGCCUCUCGCAAAAUUCACGAGUAUUGUGUCAACUCAAUAAUCAAUAGAAGAGCAAACGAAGUGAAAACUCAUAGAACAAUUAGUGAUAUUAUCACAUUUCUUUCAUCUGAUAUUUUUUUAAUUGAUGAAAGUUUGGGUUAUGCAAUUUCAACCACUCUGGUAUCGUUAGUCGAAACGAUUAUUCACUUGCUCACACUCUGCUUUUUAUUUCCAAUCUAUACACUCUUAUUUCUUGUGGCAUGUUUUAUCAUUUUUAAGUACAUUUUUAUACGCUAUAUUAGCGCUUCUAAAAACUUACAACUCGCGGUAUUGGAAUCAACGUCCCAUAUAAACUCUGUAUGCGACAGUACUAUAUUCGGAUCUUCUGUUUACCGCAGUUUCAAGAAGGAAUGGGAGUUCUUGCAUUCUGUUAUAGAACACACAGAAUAUAACAUGAGAUGUAAUUUUCUAAACAAGGCUAUUUUGACAUGGGCAUCUAUCCGUUCAAAGUUUUAUUUUUACACAAUGAACGUGUUUGUUUUGGUACUUCCGGUAAUACAUUCACGUCUCGUUGAUAAGAGGCUUCACUUAGGAUACUAUGGUUUAGCUAUAUCACUGAGCAUGAUUGUAACACACACCUUUACAAACUUUAUGGUUAGUGUCGCUAGAAUGGAAACACUAAUGUGUUCCAUGAAGAGAUUUGAAAGCUUUAUACCAACUGGAAGUAAGUGCACAUUUGAAAAAAGGAAAAAUAUACAUGAAGAAGAUUUGAUUAUUAACCUAUCCAGUAAUGAUAGUUACAUUGAUAAAAUUUCAUCGGCCGAGGGGAAAAAGAGUUCUCUCAUCAAGAGACGUAAUAUGGAAUACCUCUCAUCAAGAAAAACUUGUUAUCGCUUCGCAUCGUUGUUAUUUAACCCCAAAAUAAACAUUGUUGAUGUAUCUCAGCACAUCUCGUCUUAUCAUGUUGGAGUGCAAUUGCAAAAUGUAUUUGUAUAUACUUCAUCUGCCAAUUUUGGCAGCUUCAAAGGAACUAUACUAAAUAAUAUAACAGCAACAGCGUGUGCUUCUGACAUUAUCGGUAUCAUUGGUAGAACUGGAGCAGGGAAAACUACUUUGCUUUCUGUGCUUCAAAAUCUGGCAGAGAACAGACAAGGAUCCGUUCUCCUAGACGGUUGUGACUUGAAUGAUAUACCAAGCACUGUAACCAGACAGAUUAUUGGUGUUCUUCCUCAACUGCCCUUCGUAUUCAGGGGAUGGACUGUUCGUAGAUUCAUUGAUCCAAGGAAACUGUUUGACGACACUGACAUUGAAUCAGCCUUGGAUAGUUGUGGUUUACUCAAGUUUGUUAAGAAUCUUCCAGGUGGAAGAGGACUAGACACUGUAAUAAUUCCAGAAUGUAUCGAUGACGACGUGCCAAAGUAUAUCAAAAGAAGACACAGUGGUGGAUCAAACAACACUAGUACGUUCAGCUCCCACCGCUCUCUAACGUUGGACAAUUUGGAUGAAUACUACAGCAAUUGUAACAUGAUGUUAUCCAGCACACAGUUGCGUACAUUGUCACUAGCAAGACUAGUAUUGUAUAGGCACUUCUAUAGGCUAAUCCUAGUAGAUGAACCGCCGUCGGAAAAUUGUAAUGAUAUCAAUCAAAAUGGUGCAAACGAAGUUGGCAUUCCAAUCUACGAACUACUCAAGCGGUACUUUAGGCAUUGCACAACCUUUAUCACCGCUCAUGAUGCAAACGCCCUCAAAAUGUGUACAUCCGUAUGGAUUCUGCACAAUGGGUGUUUGAUUGGAACAUGCAAUCGUGAUGAUAUUUUAUUUAAUGAAUCAAUUUCAAAAAUUAUUGAAAAGAACAAGAAUCUAACAAGCACCACUUGA
Molecule: messenger RNA, 4722 nt
Organism: Theileria equi strain WA
Lineage: Eukaryota; Apicomplexa; Aconoidasida; Piroplasmida; Theileriidae
Product: ABC transporter, ATP-binding protein domain containing protein
Exons: 1
Coding region: 1-4722 (1573 amino acids)
Biological process (GO): transmembrane transport
Cellular component (GO): membrane
Molecular function (GO): ATP binding; ATP hydrolysis activity; ABC-type transporter activity
Source: RefSeq, a predicted model, not a curated record